This is a messenger RNA of Dentiscutata erythropus, 671 nucleotides long. Lineage: Eukaryota; Fungi; Glomeromycota; Glomeromycetes; Diversisporales; Gigasporaceae. The record is from the annotation of a GenBank genome assembly.
AUGCCUCCCCCGAAUAAAAGAAAACGCCAACUUGAGGCUGCGAAAAAAUCAAAAGUUGAGCGUGCGCAUUUAAAAAAAAGUAAGACAAUGCACAAAGAUAAUUAUUUAUUAGAUUAUGAAUUAGUUGAUGAAGAGCUUGACGAUCAUAUUUGGGUGGAUGAAGAAAUCGAUGAAAAAGCUGAUAGUUACUUUGAAGUUUUACUAGCAGCUACUAGGAAUAAUAAUACUUGGAAAAUUGUGGGUAGACCUACUUAUAAUUAUGGUGAUUCUGGAAGAACAUUAAGACGAAAAAAAGCUGAACUAAAAAAAGCUGCGCAAAACACAAAAUUUAUUACUUCUUACUUAUCUAAAUUUUCAGCUGCAAAUGCAGCAGUACAAUUAAUGGAGACAAAUUUGGUUGAUGAGGCUGUAGAUACAAUAGUGAUUGAUGAGUAUGGAGAUACAAUAAUGGUCGAUAAUACUGUAAAUUCAAUAGUGGAAUCAGCAGAAAUAAAUGUGAACAAUGAUAAAGCCUACAAUAUGUUAGAAAAGAACAGUAAACAAGUUAAUAAAGGAACUAAGGUUCGUUUACAAGCAUUACAAUAUUUGCGUUUGAGAUAUCAAGGUUGGACUAAAAUAAAUUCAAGUGCGACGAUUGCUGGGUCAUUAGGCUGGGGAGCUUACAAAACUAG